Molecule: messenger RNA, 129 nt
Organism: Brugia malayi
Lineage: Eukaryota; Metazoa; Nematoda; Chromadorea; Rhabditida; Onchocercidae
Exons: 2
Coding region: 1-129 (42 amino acids)
Source: RefSeq, a predicted model, not a curated record
AUGCUGGAAUCCGAGAAACCGAAUACCGGAAAGAACAAGGAAGAGAAGACGAUUAACGAGACUAGGAAAUCUGUGGAGGUAUUGGAUGCCGCUAAUCUACUUAGUACUAAUUUUUGGCUUGACGUUUAA